AUUAUUCUAGAACAGCAAGACAUUCAUGAAGGUCUAAGCUCAAGGCGUACAGUAGGGUCUUGCUAGUUAAAGACUAGCCCCUUCUCCAGGGAAUCGGCGUCAAGAAAACGCUUUUUACUUCCUAUAGCGCACACCGCAGCAACGCCCUUUCGCCCAUUUUACAGCAGUGCGCCCGGUCACGGACUAGAAACUUAACCGCAGGCUCCUUGCUGAUCCAUGCAGCUACAGUUAUUGUAAACGAUCACAGCCAAACGGCCAGCGCGAUGGAGGCUAGUAAGGAGUCACUGGAGCUUAGUCCCUGGCAGGGCAUCGCAUGCAUCCCGGAUCAUGAGCGGAAUGCCUUCGAGCGCGAUUUCGCGCACGCCGUGGAAAUUUCCAUGGAGUGCGAGCACAUGCCAUGUGACACCCUGGAGCAGGCCGCAAAGUUUGGUCGGCGAAUCCUGGUAACAAACUGGUUAACUGGCGGACUGAUUAGGAAUGUGGCCGGCCCACCCUUCAUACUCUUUAAGCUGUGGGAGGCAGUCAGGCAUGCAGAGCGCCUAACUUGCAUGCAUUUCACGUGGUUCGAUAGCGCCACACGCAAGGAGAUCAGCUUCCAAGAGGCCAACCGGCGGAUGCGGGCGGGGCAGGCCGAUAGCAUGAUGCAGGGCGCCAUCACCCGCGGGAACCCAGACCCCGCCGUGUACGAGCACAUGACAUGCGACGAGUUCGUACUAGCCAUGUGCUCCCUGAACCUCAGUCAGAAGUGCCACCACUGGGUUUCCUGCUACAACCUUGCAGCCUCCUUGUACGGCGAGCCUCGCAUCCAACAGCGCAUCCGUACCGUGCUGCUGCCUCAGCUGGCGCAGUGCGACGUGGGGGAGCCGGUGCACAUGGACGUGUCGCAGUGGGAGGCGGUGUGGAUCACGUGGCUGGUGCCGUACCUCAUGGAGGGAAUCCGCCAGCAGCCGCCCACGUCAGCAGUGGCCUUGCAGGCUCGCAUGACAAUACGUGCGGCGGCUAAGCGGCUGCUGGAGGCGGAGCCGGGGCGCGCGAUGAACUACCGCGUGGCGAUGGAGGUCGCGGCGCAGAACGAGGAUCCGAGCGGCGACUACAGCGCCGCCUGCACCCUGGCCCGGCUUGGCGAGGAGCAGGGCAACGACUUCGCGGUCGCAGUGGGCACCUGGAACAGCGCCGUCUGCAUCCUGCGUGGCGCGCAGGGUCCGCGGGUGCCCACCUGCCGGCUGGGGGAGCUGCGGGAGCUGGUGGGCAAGGCGGUGGCGGCGGGCAAGCGACUCAAGCGCUGGCGCAUGAAGCCGCUGCUGAUGGCUACGAUGGAUGUGCACGUCGCGUUCGUGAAGCAGACGAUGAAGGACCUGCAGCACCUGCCUGAUGACGAGGAGAUCCGCCUACCGCACAUGACCGAAGCAGCAAAGGCCGCGGCGGAUGCAGUGUUGCGUGCAGGAGCAGCGGGUACGGGCAAUGCCGGCGCCGCUGGGGUGUCCUCAGGCCCUGCGGCCACUGCCGCUGCGCAUUCGCGCUCGGCGUCUCCGGCGACGGCGGCGGCAUCCAAUGAAGCCGCAACCGAGUCCGGUUGCCACGGCUGCGGCCACAAGUUCGCCUCUUACCAGCGCUGUGGCGGCUGCCGGCAGCGGCGGUACUGCAGCAGGGCCUGCCAGGCAGCGGACUGGCGUGCCGGGCACAAGCAGCAGUGCAAGCAACUGGC
Molecule: messenger RNA, 1705 nt
Organism: Astrephomene gubernaculifera
Lineage: Eukaryota; Viridiplantae; Chlorophyta; Chlorophyceae; Chlamydomonadales; Astrephomenaceae
Source: the annotation of a GenBank genome assembly